Eucalyptus grandis is the source of this 1061-nucleotide messenger RNA. Its product is annotated as basic blue protein. The record is from RefSeq and is a predicted model, not a curated record. The coding region runs from base 400 to 942 and encodes 180 amino acids. Gene Ontology annotation, cellular component: plasma membrane. NCBI's taxonomy places the organism in Eukaryota, Viridiplantae, Streptophyta, Magnoliopsida, Myrtales, Myrtaceae. The transcript has 2 exons. Gene Ontology annotation, molecular function: electron transfer activity.
CGCGACAUGCCUGCAAGUAUCUACUCUCAUAUAGAUUUGGAUAUACGUGGACUUCGGUGUAUGAACAAAAAGAGACCGCAGGAUCUUGGGGUGUACUUUACUCCUACUUGGGGUAGACUUUUGCCUGUAAUGAGUACUCAAAUGAUUUUAAUAGGCACACAAUCUAUGCACAACUUGCAAAGAGAAAGCGAUCCUCCUCCUUUGCUUGCACAGUAGUCCUUGCCCAUCACGCUUUUAUUUAACAUUCCACUUGCCUGGGCAGUUCUGAAGACUGGACUGAGUCCAAGCUAAUUCUGUAUAAGUCGCAUCCAACUCAUUAGCAAGCACCCAAUACAGAGCAAUAAUCUGCAGGAGACCCUAGAUUCCCUCGUCUCUUUCCAUUUUUUUUCCAGAGCAAAUAUGGAGGAUUCGAAGCUGUGCAGGUACUUAAGCUUCUGCAUGAUCCUCACGGUCCUCGGUUUGCUCGUGAAUGGUGCCGCAUCGGAAGUUUACACGGUAGGCGACAGCGACGAAUGGAACAGCGGCGUAAAUUACGGCGUGUGGUCUCAGAAAUACAAUUUCAGCGUCGGCGAUGUGCUUGCCUUCAAGUACAUAAAAGGCCAACACAACACAUAUGAAGUGACCGAGUCGACGUUCCGCUCAUGCGACACGAGCACCGGCGUGCUGGCCAAGCACACGAGCGGCAACGACCAGGUCACCCUCACCGAAGCCAAGAAGUACUGGUUCGUCUGCAGCGUGUUAGGUCAUUGCCUCGGCGGAAUGAGGUUCGGCAUCACCGUGAAAGAAUCGAACACCACAGAGAGCCCACCUCUGGCUCCGCAAUCGGGGUCUCCGGCGCCUCCACAAAUCAAUGACAACGGAGCUCAAGCCACUAGGGGAUUGAGCAGAUGGGAUUAUCUGAUCCUGUUUGGUGUUUCGAUUCCGUCGUGUUUGGUAUGGUAAUCGAGAUUUUGGGACCGAACGGUGGUUGUUCCUGUAUGAUGUUUUCUUGAGCUUAUGGGUGACUCUUUCUUUUUCUUUUCUUCUCUUUUGACAAAGUCAAUGAUUUCAUUUAACAAGAA